This is a messenger RNA of Tetranychus urticae (two-spotted spider mite), 1912 nucleotides long. RefSeq names its product bifunctional purine biosynthesis protein ATIC. Gene Ontology annotation, molecular function: IMP cyclohydrolase activity; phosphoribosylaminoimidazolecarboxamide formyltransferase activity. The record is from RefSeq and is a predicted model, not a curated record. NCBI's taxonomy places the organism in Eukaryota, Metazoa, Arthropoda, Arachnida, Trombidiformes, Tetranychidae. Gene Ontology annotation, cellular component: cytosol. Gene Ontology annotation, biological process: 'de novo' IMP biosynthetic process.
AAUGAAUCGUAAUUAAUGAUUAAUGACAUUAAGAAAUUAACAAUGUCCAUCAAAGGAGAACUGGCUGUCAUCUCUGUCUGGGAUAAACGAGGUUUAGUUGAAUUUGCUCGAAGAUUGGCGCAAAGUGGUUUAAAUUUGGUGGCCAGUGGAGGUUCAGCCAAAACAUUACGGGACAAUGGACUGACAUUGAAAGAUGUAUCUGAAAUAACCGGAGCUCCUGAAAUGCUUGGAGGACGAGUGAAGACUUUACAUCCAGCUAUCCAUGGAGGAAUAUUGGCUCGUAAAAUUGACUCUGACCAGCGUGACAUGAAAAAUCGUGGCUACCAAUUUAUAGGUGUUGUUGUCUGUAAUUUGUAUCCAUUCGUACAAACUAUUAGCUCACCUAAUGUAACCAUUGCCGAUGCCGUUGAACAAGUUGAUAUUGGUGGAGUAACUCUUUUACGGGCUGGAGCCAAAAACCAUGAUAGAGUAGCAGUUAUUUGUGAUCCUAAUGAUUAUGAUUUGGUUGCUUCAGAGAUUGAACGAAAUGGUGUUGUUUCCAAGGAGGUUCGACAAAUGCUUGCUGUUAAGGCUUUUAAUCAUACCGCACAGUAUGAUUUAGCUAUAUCUAACUAUUUCAGGUCUCAAUAUUGUUCCGGAGUUUCACAAUUAUCUCUUCGAUAUGGUAUGAAUCCUCACCAAAAACCAGCUCAACUGUAUACUAUGGAAGCAAAAUUACCAUUGAGAGUAGUCAAUGGAAGUCCUGGUUUCAUUAACCUAUGUGAUGCUCUUAAUGCAUGGCAAUUAGUUCGAGAUCUUAAAAAAGCGCUAAAUAUGCCAGCAGCCACUUCAUUCAAGCACGUAUCUCCAGCUGGAGCAGCUGUCGGUGUUCCCCUAUCAGGAGCUCAAUUGAAACUUUGUUGUGUUGAAGAUAUGGCCAAAGAUCUUACUCCUUUGGCUACUGCUUAUGCUCGAGCUCGUGGUGCUGAUCGAAUGUCUUCUUUCGGUGAUUUUGUUGCACUUUCAGAUGUUUGUGAUGUACCCACAGCAAAGAUAAUAUCGCGGGAGGUUUCUGAUGGUAUUAUAGCACCAGGUUAUCAAGAAGAAGCUUUAAACAUUCUGAAGAAAAAGAAAGGAGGAUCUUAUUGUGUUCUUGAGAUUGAUCCUAACUAUGAGCCAUCUGAUAUUGAAUCAAGGACACUUUUUGGUUUAACUUUGGAACAGAAACGAAAUGAUGCAAUUAUUGAUGAAAAAUUAUUCAAUGUCGAUAGAAUCAUUUCUCAAAAUAAAAAUUUACCCAAAGAAGCUGUACGUGAUUUGGUUGUAGCGACGAUCGCUUUAAAAUACACGCAAUCUAAUUCUGUUUGUUACGCUAAAGAUGGUCAAAUAAUUGGCAUUGGAGCUGGUCAACAAUCGCGAAUCCAUUGUACAAGACUAGCUGGUGAUAAAGCUAACAAUUGGUGGAUGAGGCAGCAUCCUUCUCUCUCUGAAAUGGUCUUCAAGAAAUCAAUCAAGAGAGCCGAACAAUCAAAUUACACUGAUGUUUAUGUUAAUCGACAAGUCGGUCUUGAAAUGGACUUGCAAAAAUGGAAGGAAGCCUUUGAAGUAGCACCACCUUUGUUAACUGAGGAAAAGGCCAACGAUUGGAUCAAGGAAAUGAAAGGAGUCGCACUGAGUUCAGAUGCAUUUUUCCCUUUCCGAGACAAUAUUGACCGAGCUGCCAUGUCUGGAGUGUCUUAUGUUGCUAGCCCUGGGGGAUCAACAAAUGACCAAUGCGUUAUUGAGGCAUGCAAUGACCAUAAUAUGGUUCUUGUCCACACUGGCUUAAGAUUGUUCCACCACUAAAGCAAGUUGCAACAAAAACUAAGAUGAAACGAGCUUGGAUCUAAUCAAAUUCCAUGAAGUUUUUGUAUUGCUACAUUUAAUGAUUUUU